AUGGCCGCUGUGAUCGGCGACAUUAUCUCAGACACCUCAUAUCCUCAUACCAUGAUUGCCAACCCCUCCCUUCAACAUCAUCACUCACACGACUCUUCCUCUUCUUAUCGAUCCGGCAGCCGAUCACGACGCUCCACUACCCCGCGAGCGCAGCGUACAGCAGAACUCGCCGACUUCAGCAGCAACCACAGCUCUGCGACGUGGUCACACGCGCCUGCAUCUGCAUCGGCUUCAGAGCCAACUUCUACUCCAGCACCUGCGGGUCACGAAACCGCCCACGUGUCGGCCACUGGCGGAGCCUCACGCUUCCCCUCCCCGCCUCCAUCCUCAUCGCCCGCUGCUGCCACCGGCCCUGCUUAUGCCGAUGAUGCAAAGAGUCCGUCUAUGGCAUCUGACGCGAGGGACUCUGGUCCCCUAGGUCACGCUUCUCAGCCCGGCCCGACUUCUCACAACUCUUCUGCGCAACAGCCAUCUCCUGCAUCCGACGACUUCCAAAUACCUAACCCUUCUUUUCCUGUCUCUGGCGCAUCGUCGCAAACGCCAGCACAGACUGUCAUACACAUUCGUGACCUAGCGCAUAUCCAGAGUCUGGCCAGCGCCGACCUGCUAUCUGGCAAUGGCGGAUCUGGUAUCCUCAAUGACCCGCCUCUUCAGCAGAUGAAGUAUGAGAUUAGUGGUAUGCCCAUAGGGGAUAUCAUUGAGAUGGUUGCUGCGUUACUAACAAAGAUCACGACCACCAACGAUUUGCAGCACGAUGCAAUGCAGCGCAAUGUUGCUCAUCAACAACAGGCUAAUCAGUCUGGGGACACCAGUGGAAGCUCGAUCUCAUCGUUGAACCAUUCAGUUCUCGCUUUCCACGGUAAGAAUGUACCUGCUAUCACCAUCCUCAGCUACCUGUCGAGAAUACACAAAUACUGCCCCACUACCUACGAGGUUUUCCUCAGUCUGCUGGUAUACUUCGAUCGUAUGACCGAACGUGUCAACGAUAUGGUCACGAGGAAUGAAGAGAACCGACGGCAAACGCGGUCCCAGCAAUCAAACGCAACUUCCCCUCAAGACACCCCUAUGCGCGGUGAGGGCAUGGAUGUGGACGAGAGUGACUCGGACCUGGCAGAUGACGACGAUGAGGAAAUGGCUGACUCAACUCGACCAAGCCGGACAAGCAGCCAUAGGGGAGCUGCUACCCCUACUGAAUACAGUGGUAUUACAGCGGCGACAUACUUUGUUGUCGAUAGUUUCAAUAUACACCGUCUCAUCAUCUCCGGUGUGACGUGUGCAAGCAAGUUCUUCUCAGAUGUUUUCUACACCAAUUCAAGAUAUGCCAAGGUUGGUGGUCUGCCUUUGGUUGAACUAAACCACCUCGAGCUCCAAUUUUUGCUCCUCAACGAUUUUCGAUUAGCCGUUCCAGUGGAAGAUCUGGAAGCGUAUGCGACUAUGCUUGUCGAGUUUUAUGCACGAGAAGUAGUGGCCAAACAGGGGGUAACUGGAAACACUGAGUGA
Molecule: messenger RNA, 1500 nt
Organism: Fusarium fujikuroi IMI 58289
Lineage: Eukaryota; Fungi; Ascomycota; Sordariomycetes; Hypocreales; Nectriaceae
Product: probable PCL7-cyclin like protein interacting with Pho85p
Exons: 2
Coding region: 1-1500 (499 amino acids)
Biological process (GO): regulation of cyclin-dependent protein serine/threonine kinase activity
Cellular component (GO): nucleus; cyclin-dependent protein kinase holoenzyme complex
Molecular function (GO): cyclin-dependent protein serine/threonine kinase regulator activity; protein kinase binding
Source: RefSeq, a predicted model, not a curated record